Molecule: messenger RNA, 3675 nt
Organism: Cygnus olor (mute swan)
Lineage: Eukaryota; Metazoa; Chordata; Aves; Anseriformes; Anatidae
Gene: NGF
Product: nerve growth factor
Exons: 4
Coding region: 2845-3528 (227 amino acids)
Biological process (GO): positive regulation of collateral sprouting; neuron projection morphogenesis; cell surface receptor protein tyrosine kinase signaling pathway
Molecular function (GO): nerve growth factor receptor binding; growth factor activity
Source: RefSeq, a predicted model, not a curated record
AAGCUGUUACUGCACUACAUGACAGUACUUCUCAGGAGCAGGUUGAAUUCAUUUACUCUUAGGGGAAACAGAAAUACUGCGUAAGAAAGCUCAUACAAGAGACCAUGGGGGAGCUGGAACUAUUGCAGUAGAGUUUCAGUUUCCUUACUCAGCCAAACAUUAUCAGUCCCACACCUUGUAUGUAGUGGCUUGCCAAAGCAAGAGAAUCCUCAGCUCAUGUAGGAUAAAAUUUAAGGAAGCAUGCAUGUAGUAAAACUUUUCUCUCUAAAUCUGUGGUUCAGACCACUGCUAAAAGACAUAUGACUGCUGUACAAUGCUUUCAGCUGCUCAGCUGUGACUAUGGUGUUCCAGCUAGAAUUAAGCAUUCUUCUGUGCAUUGCUAGUGUGCCUGUAGGACCACACCUACUCCAGAAGCUAGAAAAGUUGUUUUGGGGUACAUGGGAAGAUAAAAGCAGAGAAUGCAAGCCAGUGCUUUUUCCCAGAGAUUGUUGCAGCUUUCUUGCUCAUUCAUAUCAGCCUGCUAGUAUAAACUCAAGAGGUACAAAAAUAAGGUACAAGAGGAGGACUUCUUUAGACAUAAAUAAGUGCUAUGGAUUAAUUGCAAACACAGUACAUUGUUGUAUACUGUGCCCAGAAGAGCUUUUGUGAUCAUACUAUAAGAAAAACGGGCAGCUCUUGCCAAGAAAUCAGUUGUAGAGAUGGCUGAAUACAUGCAUGCAGUAUCUUUUAAGUAAAAACAAAACAAUAAAGCAUAUCUUUUUAUCAGGUUUGAUGCUGUUUGCUACAGUUACAGUGGGCAAUAAUGCUCUUUCAAAUUUUCCAGCACAAAGUCCUAAUCCAAGGAUAUUCUAACAAAGCGAGACAAAUGCUCUCUCAACACAAGAACAGCCUGGCAUUUCUGCAGUGAAAUAUGAAGCUAAGGCCAAAUACCAAGGUCAAGUUUUACAGGCAAAACUUUCAGAAACUCCGAUGGCUGGCUGUGUGAAUGAAGACAUCACACUUUGGCCUGUGACUGGUAUCACGUGUGGAAAGCAUUUUUCUUCUAGAAAAACAAAGCAAUCUGAACUGCAUAGUUCCGGCAAACUGUUUUCGCACUUGCAUUAAUCUUUUUGAGCUGCAGUUUCCUUAUGGAUAUUUCAGGCAAUUUUAAAUGGACACCACCUCUAAGGAGUCUAGCACUGAAGCCACUAUUAUCUUUGGCACUAUGAGGAAGGAAUGUAAGAUUUGUCUACUAGCUUUAAUAAAAUGUGAAGAUAUUCUUGGUUCAGGUUCAAAAAAUGACAUAUCCAUUUGGCAAAUAAGAAACAUUAUCUCAAAGUUACUUUGCCUUCUUGCUCUACACCUCUAUACAGUACGUUCCACAUUCUUUUUCUUGCCCAAAGAAUUUUAAGGACAAGUCUCUCCAGAUGGCUGCCCUCUUCUGGACAGAAUUAGAAAAUGUUUGAUUAUUUCCACAUCGAUAAAGUGCAGUGGGCUGGGUUUCUGUGGAUGACAAUCUAAUUCUUUUUCCUCAUGUUUCUGUGUAAUCACAAAGGUUACACUUUGCUAGAAUGAGAUCUAUGAAAUCCAGGUGGCUGCUUCACAGUUCUCCAGUUCUCAAUGUAGUUAGCCAACUGUCUAUUGCUUUUUUUUUUUUUUUGUCUUAUGCACUUUUUCACUUUUGCAUUUCUUCUCUAUAUUUAUCAAUGAUAAAUUAAUUUUAAUAAACGCACUGUUGUUUCAUCACAAGGGCUUAAUCCUCCUUCACAAAAAUAAUGGAAAACAUUUCCAUAUUUCUUUGCUGCUUAAGGUAAACAUGUUAAACAGAACAUUAUGGCUGGAAGGGGUUUUCUGUCAUCUUUUUCCUCUGCCCUAAGUCAGGAUCAAAUAUUUCUUUGCUACUCUUGAUCGGUGUUUGGCUGACCUCUGUUAAAGGCUGCUGGUAACGAGGACUGCACAAUUUUUGCAGACAACCCAGUCCACUGCUACACCAGUUAACUAUUAGUGUUCCUUUAGGAACACUAUAGACUGAUGACAGGAGUAAAGGGCUCUAGAGAUCAAUUUCAAAAGAGCCUAUUCAUCAGGGAGCCCAAAGUUUCUUUAAAUUGAGUGCAAGGAUUAAGAUGUAAAGUAGAAAUGCUGAUGACAAAAAAUCCCUGAAAGAGUUUCAGGGAUUGGAAUCAGGAAGUUAGAGGCUUUUCUCUGUAUUAUGUAUGCGUAGUCAUACAACCAGUGCAUGCUUUGAAACUUUCACUGCACAUCUGUGCAUCACUGCAUGGACUAGGCACCAAGCCAACGGCUGAAUUCCUACGAGUCCGUGCAGCUCCCACACGUUUACAGCACUAGGACCCAGAGGGAGCUUCAUUUCUGUGAGUCAGUGCAGCUAGCUGAGUCCUGAGAGCACUGAAUGAGGCUGGAAAGACAGAGGGAAUGUGAAUGGCUCUUCUGGCUUGGGAAAGUGUCCACGGACCAGGGUGCUGCAGACUACAAAACAGCUUGGACAACUCUCCAGAUUCCCUGUUCCUCCGGUGUCGAGUGAUACAGCUCUAAGUGGAACGCAGAGUAAGCAACUCCCAGACUCAGCUACGCUGCCAAACUGGCCCGAUGGCAUGUUGCAGCCAAGCCCAGCUCAGCAUCUGGAUGAAAUAAAGACCUUUCUGGGGAGCAGUUUUUUGUGCAGUAUACUCAGAGGCAGCCUGAACUUGGACAAAUCCCAUCUGCCCUUGUGACAUGUGAUGUCUGAGCUCUUCUGGGAAGGAGCCUGGGCUUUAUCUGCCCAAAAUCAGCAAUGUGGUGCGUCCUGAAAGGGCAGAUGGGAUAGAUGGAGGCUGCUGGAGGCUGCUGAGCCAGCCAGAGUGCUGGGGCAUGUCCACAUGGCAGGCAGCUCCAAAGUCAGAAGACAAUGCUCCACUGGAGUAUCCUGCAGAACACUCCCUACCCAAAUCCCACCAGAGUAACGGACACCACAUUUCCAAGGCAGCUCCACAGACAACCCACAGCCACUCUACUUGGACGAUAGGUAGAAGAGAAGGUAUAAAUAUUACCAUGGACCCAAAUUUAUUUAAGAAGAAGCGUUUCCGGUCUCCUCGGGUCCUGUUCAGCACACGGCCCCCUCCAGUGUCAGGGCAAGGACAGAAUAUGGGACAGCUCAGCAGUGCAGUCUCUCUCAACAGGACUGCCAGGACCAAGAGGACAGCGCAUCCUGUAUUGCACCGGGGAGAGUUCUCAGUGUGUGACAGUGUCAGCAUGUGGGUUGGGGACAAAACCACAGCCACUGACAUCAAAGGCAAAGAGGUGACAGUGUUGGGAGAGGUCAACAUUAACAACAACAUUUUUAAACAGUACUUUUUUGAGACCAAGUGCAGGGACCCUAAGCCAGUCUCCAGUGGGUGCCGAGGGAUUGAUGCGAAGCACUGGAACUCUUACUGCACCACAACACACACCUUUGUCAAAGCACUGACAAUGGAGGGCAAGCAAGCAGCCUGGCGGUUUAUUCGAAUUGACACAGCCUGCGUGUGUGUGCUUAGCAGGAAGUCAGGGAGACCCUGAGAUGGAGCUAAACCCCACAACAACAUCCUCCUACCCCCCUACCUCAGCUUGUAAAUUAUUUUAAGUUAUAAAAGGACUGCAUGGUGUAUUUAUAGUUUAUACAGUACAGAAAGAACUUCAUUAUUUAUUAAACUCUCUUGGAAACCU